Coregonus sp. 'balchen' is the source of this 3198-nucleotide messenger RNA. NCBI's taxonomy places the organism in Eukaryota, Metazoa, Chordata, Actinopteri, Salmoniformes, Salmonidae. The record is from the annotation of a GenBank genome assembly.
AUUGUCUAUUCAUAAAAGCAUAUUUUUGCCACAGGUUUUCACAGCUAGAAUCAUCAUGUUGACUAGGGCUUACCUGAGGAAAAUGAAACCAAACUCUCCAUACUUAGACAACUUUCUUGACACUGGUGAACAUCCCGAGGAUCAAAGAACAUAUGUGAUGUUCCAUGGCACCUCAAUAGAGGCUGCAGAGCUGAUUAAGAAGAAUGGCUUCAUACCAUCAAGAGCAGAUAUCAGCAUGCUUGGUGCUGGUGUUUAUGUUACACGGGACAUUCAAAAAGCCUGUAAAUACCCUCCUGGUGUUUCCAAAUCUAAGAGAAGAGUACUAAAAGUCAGAGUGGAUGUAGGGAAGGUGAAGAUCAUAGACCAGCAGGAUCACCCCAUGCAGAAGACCUGGCACACCGAGCAUGGAUAUGACACCGCCUGGGUUCCACCUGGGGUCAAUAUGGUAGAAAGCAACCAACAGGAGAACUGUGUCUACGACCCAAAGAGAAUCACAGUAAUGGAGGUUAUGAAAGUAAACAAAAAUACUAUGUAAGUAGGAAAGAGACUGUUGUAGUGCAAACCCUCUGAUUGGUUUUACCUACGAUGAUGCAACAGAUACAUUCUAGAGCUUUCCAACUGAUUUGUUUUUAGAGCCUAGUUUGGGAGGUCAGAUGACCAGGAAUUCCAAAAAUCUAAAUUUCCAUAAUGGCCUUAAAAUCAAGUCUCUUUUAACAAAUCAUUAUUUUAAAUAAACUAUGUAGCGAAUAGAAGCUAAUAUAAUAUCAUAUUGAAGCAACAACGGUCUCCCUGUCAUACAGAUCUAGAUACCGUCAUCUUCAGAGUGGAGUCACCCCUGAGGACAGCCACGUCUAUGUGAUGUAUCAUGGAACAUCAAAACAGGCUGCAGUAGAAAUACAGAGAUAUGGCCUCAAACCAUCCACAGAUGGAAUGCUUGGUGCGGGUGUCUAUGUCAGUCGAGACAUCAGAAAAGCCAUUAAAUACCCCAUUGUUGCUGAUGACUCAGACAGGAUGGUUCUGAAAGUGAAGGUGGAUGUUGGCAGGGUUAAGAUCAUUGAUGUGCAGGGUCACGACAUGCAAUACAACUGGCAUACUAAGCAUGGGUAUGACACUGCCUGGGUUCCACCUGGUGUUGACAUGGUGACGAGCAACCAAGAGGAAGAAUGUGUCUACGACCCAAAGAGAAUCAAAGUGUUGGCAAUGCUGAAAGUGUCCACCAUGAAAAUGUGAGUGAUAUUGAGCCACAGUCAGUACCUUAUCACAACAAUGGAAGUACCCCUACAGUAGAAGUGUUUAAGGGCACUUGAUGUGAGCCCCACUAUACAUACAUGCAGGUUUUAAUUUAGACAUGUUGUAUUCUAUCCUCUUUCCUGCAGGUUAAACCCGUCACUGUAGAACUGAUGGCGUUCUGCAUUCAGAGGGAGCAUCCAGCAUCAACUCAUGGUCAUCAGAUGAGGAUGGUUAGAAUCAGACGGUCCCCCAUAAAGCAGUUCAUAGGAAGAGGAUGCUUUAUUUUGCAGGCCCACACGAUGAUUUCACAUGGCAAUCUAUAUGCAAUCAAUCAUAUAACCUUAUCAUAUCAAAUAUGUGUCAUAUUUACUUCAUGUAAAUAAUGCAUGUGUAUCAAUGAUCCUUGUUCCUAUAAUAAAUCUCAAAUAAACACGUUUCCCACAUUGUUUCUUGUGUUUCCCCCCCUCCGAAUUUCAAUCAGUUAAUCUGUUGAAGUAUCUGUGUUGCGGAAAUAUAUGAACUAAUUUAGACAAUGUUGUGUGUCUUCCAUAGACUUAUAAUAAUGGUGUGUUCCAGUUUCCAACUGGUGGCAGCUGAGUUCUCACUGUUUGUAAAAGGCGUCAGCAGUUUUGAAAUGCUCAGAUUGGGAAACCAUAUAUGUUUAUGGUUAUGAACGUGUUAGACUACCUCUACUAUCUGAGUGGGUGUGGUUGCUUUUCCCUUACAUAGAGGUACAUUUUUUGUACAAGCAUUUCGCUACACCCGCAAUAACAUCUGCUAAACAUGUGUAUGUGACCAAUAGAACGUGAUUUGAUCAGGGUUAUACAUUCUGAUGGACUAUGCUCUAGAUCAGCGAUCAUCCACUAGAUUCAGGCGCAUGGCCGAUUUUGUUUCUUGAACGGAUGGUCAGGGGGCCGGAACAUAAUUACAAAUAAUUUGUAGACUGCAAAUUGACCACAAGAAGCGCAAACAAAUAUAAUAUUAGACUAAAACAUAAUUUCAAACCUCUAUUAUGCGUGGGAAUACUUUGGAACAGAUUUCCCAAAAUUAAAAUCACUUGGAGCUGAUGUGCUGGUGUUUUUAUAGUCUUUUAUGUCCAACAAUUGAACUGGCCCACCAGUUGGAGAACCCUACUCUAUGUGCCUUAUCAAUCUUUGUGUAGAGACGAGUUUAAACCAGGAAAUUAAAGCACUAAAGCACUCUGUAAGAAGCACUACUGUAGGUUUCCUAAGAAUACUGUUUAAUAAUCCUGCAUUUGUCUAGCAAUAGCAGGUAAGAACAAUCUUCUGUAAUUCUAGACAAAUUAACAGUUUUGCUAUUGACCACUUCACUGAUAUAUAUCAAACAAUCCCUCUUUAUAGAGUAUAAAAUGUUAUUCAUAAUAAUGUUACAACAACACUAUUGUAAUAUUACUGUAACAAUAGUGAUUCAGCAUAUUGUUAUUGCAUACAUAUCACUAUUUUGUGUAACAGUUUCAGUUAAAGGACUAUUUAAUUAUGGCCUGCUAUUACAAAGUGUAAUUGUGCAUUGUUUUGACUUAUAUUACAGCUCAUCUCAGCAGAGGUGUAUUCAGCUGCAGUUGGUUACUAGCUUAUGGCUAACUCCCCAUACUACAUCAACUAUCUAGACAGCAACACACUCCCUGAAGAUCAGACAGAACAUGUGAUGUUCCAAGGCACCACAACAGAGUUAAUUAAGAAGAAUGGUUUCACACCAAGUGCAGACUACAGUGUUCUUGGAGCUGGUGUCUUUGUCAGUCGGGACAUUCUAGAAGCCAUUGAAUACUCUCUGGUGUCCCUACUGGAAGAAAAGAGUACUUCAAGUCAGAGUGGAUGUGGGGAAGGUUAUUAUCAUAGAAGAGAAGAACCACCCCAAGCAGAAGACCUGGCACACGUGCAUGGCUAUGACACUGCCUGGGUACCACCUGAGGUUGGCAUGGAAGAGAAGGACUGUCUUGGCAGCAGCUAA